GCUUUUUGCAUUCCUUCAUUUCCGAUUUGUGUGGAGUGUAAGGUGGAGCGAAUUUUGAAUUUAAAAAUUUCAAAAAUACUAUUCUUAAGUGAAAGUCAAUGUGUAUUUUACUGUAAUAGUGAUAUUGAAUUAACCUUAUAAUGGCAACUCAACCCCACAGUCGAAAAAGAGUGUGCUAUUACUAUGAUAGUGAUAUUGGAAAUUAUUAUUAUGGUCAGGGACACCCUAUGAAACCCCAUCGUAUACGUAUGACUCAUAAUUUACUUUUGAAUUAUGGAUUAUACCGCAAAAUGGAAAUAUAUAGACCACAUAAGGCUACAGCUGAAGAAAUGACCAAGUUCCAUUCAGAUGAUUACAUUAGGUUCCUACGUUCUAUCAGACCCGACAAUAUGUCUGAAUAUAACAAGCAAAUGCAGAGAUUCAACGUUGGUGAAGACUGUCCUGUUUUUGAUGGCUUGUACGAGUUCUGUCAACUUUCGGCAGGAGGUUCUGUGGCUGCUGCUGUUAAAUUGAAUAAGCAAGCUUCAGAAAUAUGUAUAAACUGGGGCGGUGGUUUACAUCAUGCUAAAAAGUCUGAAGCUUCUGGAUUUUGCUAUGUGAAUGACAUUGUAUUGGGAAUAUUGGAAUUGCUCAAAUAUCAUCAGAGAGUACUUUACAUCGAUAUUGAUGUCCAUCAUGGUGAUGGAGUAGAAGAAGCAUUUUAUACAACUGACCGUGUAAUGACGGUUUCAUUUCAUAAAUAUGGAGAGUAUUUCCCUGGGACGGGUGACCUUAGAGACAUUGGAGCAGGCAAAGGAAAAUAUUAUGCAGUAAAUAUUCCUCUUAGGGAUGGUAUGGACGACGAAGCCUAUGAAAGCAUAUUUGUACCAAUAAUAAGUAAAGUCAUGGAAACUUUUCAACCCAGCGCUGUGGUACUUCAGUGUGGAGCUGACUCAUUGACAGGAGAUCGAUUAGGUUGUUUCAAUUUAACAGUUAAAGGUCAUGGAAAGUGUGUUGAGUUUGUGAAGAAAUAUAAUUUGCCAUUCAUGAUGGUGGGAGGUGGAGGUUACACAAUAAGAAAUGUCUCCCGUGCCUGGACUUACGAAACAUCGGUCGCUUUAGGUGUAGAGAUCGCCAAUGAACUCCCUUAUAACGAUUACUUUGAAUAUUUCGGGCCCGAUUUCAAGCUGCACAUAAGUCCCAGUAAUAUGACGAAUCAAAACACAGCUGAUUAUUUGGAAAAGAUAAAAACGAGACUAUUUGAAAAUUUGAGGAUGUUACCUCAUGCUCCUGGUGUUCAGGUACAGGCAAUUCCAGAAGAUGCCAUGAACGAUGAUUCAGACAUGGAGGACAAGGUUGACAAGGAUGAACGUUUGCCUCAAAAAGAGAUCGACAAGAGAAUAGGACAUGAUAAUGAGUUUUCGGAUAGUGAAGAUGAAGGAGAGGGUGGAAGAAGGGAUAACAGAAGUUAUAGGGGGAAAAAACGGCCGCGAUUCGAUAAGGGCGAUAGUAAAGAUGUUAAUAUGGAGAUAAAAGAAGAAGUCAAGUCUGAAAAAAGUGAUGAUGACGCUAAGCUCAGUAUAGUAGAAGAUACAAAAAAAGAUAGUGGUCUGAAUCAAUGACACAACCUAGCUCCACAUCCUAAGUUUAAGUAAUUAUCAAUGUAGGAUAUUUUUUUACAUUGUGUUAAGUGAACUUACUGAAGUAAACAAAGUGCAAAAGUUGAAAAUGGAUCUCUGUGUAAAUAUUAUCCAUAUCAGUGUUAUUAUACAACAGGAACUUUCCGUGUGUGAAUGCCUCAAUACUGUUUUCAGGGAUUUCACAGAAAAUGAGAAAUACUCAGAUUUUUUAUUUUUUUACUGUAAUCCAUUGUAAAUUUUUACCACUAACUUCUUGUCGUAAGUUUUAAAAAUAUUCAACUUCCAAAAUGUUAUUCAAUACCUAAUCAGAAUAACGUUGAUGUGAAUUUUGCUGAGCUUUUUCAGUCAGUGUAAGUGAAGGAAAUAAUAGCGGUGAAUUAUACAGAAAUCAAUCUCUUAAUGCAUCAUUAAAAAUCAGACUUAUUAAUUAUUUUGAAAGUGAUUUUAUGUUCGAUUUGAAUUGUCGGAAAAUGUUGCCACUAACGUUAGAAAAAACAUUUUCGUUAUACUCGAUCAUAUUGAGUGGUCUCUACUGAAUGAGUGGGGCAGGUAAUUGGCUUGUCCCUUUCUGAUAGGAAAAAUAUUUCAUGAAAUUUGAGUUCCAUAAGAAAAAUUUUCAAAAAUAUGUAUGGACACUUGGAUUGACCAUCUUGGUGAACAAAAAAUUCCUCUACCUGGCUGUGUGCAUUAUGAGGUUACUAGAUUUUCCUUAUUGCAAACUUAUUUCUAGCUAUUAUUUAUGAAUAAUAUUUUAUGUGUACCUUGACAUUUUUCCAAUAAAUCAAUAAUUUUCGACCUUAAA
Coccinella septempunctata (seven-spotted ladybird) is the source of this 2421-nucleotide messenger RNA. It is a transcript of the gene HDAC1, whose product is annotated as histone deacetylase HDAC1. The transcript is spliced from 7 exons. The coding region runs from base 141 to 1601 and encodes 486 amino acids. Gene Ontology annotation, molecular function: histone deacetylase activity. The record is from RefSeq and is a predicted model, not a curated record. Lineage: Eukaryota; Metazoa; Arthropoda; Insecta; Coleoptera; Coccinellidae.